Messenger RNA from Papilio polytes (common Mormon), 1631 nucleotides. It is a transcript of the gene twf, whose product is annotated as twinfilin. Lineage: Eukaryota; Metazoa; Arthropoda; Insecta; Lepidoptera; Papilionidae. The transcript has 9 exons. Gene Ontology annotation, biological process: positive regulation of neuron projection development; actin filament depolymerization; barbed-end actin filament capping. Gene Ontology annotation, molecular function: actin filament binding; actin monomer binding. The coding region runs from base 158 to 1189 and encodes 343 amino acids. Gene Ontology annotation, cellular component: actin filament; cytoplasm; myofibril. The record is from RefSeq and is a predicted model, not a curated record.
UGUUAUUGAAUUGACGGAGCCGAGUAGCCGAGAUCCAUAACUCCCACUUUGAAUCCCGUUAUAAAUAGAAUUUGAUAAACCAUUAUAUUACAGUUACUAAAAUAUUAAGACCUUCCUACAAUUUCUGAUAUUAAAAUAUUUAUAAGGUGAAACGAAAAUGUCACAUCAAACUGGAAUUCAAGCCAAUACUGAAUUGAAAAAAUACUUCACUAAAUGUAGAGAUGGAAAAAUUCGUGUAUUAAAAGUCACCAUUGACAAUGAACAGCUUAUAUUGUCUAAAUACCAAGCUGUUAAAGGUUCCUGGGAACAUGACUUUGAUAAAUUUGUACCUUCAUUAGUUAUAGAUGAUCUCCCUUGCUACAUUUUAUACAGAUUUGAUUCAACAAAUUCAGUUGGUCAUGAAUGGCUGCUGCUGAGCUGGUCACCAGACAGUGCCCCGGUGAGGCAGAAGAUGUUAUAUGCUUCCACUAAGGCCACACUUAAACAGGAAUUCGGAACGGCUCAUAUUAAAGAUGAAAUGCAUGCCACAAGCAAGGAUGAAGUCAGUCUGAAAGGCUACAAGGCACACCUGAGUGGGGUGAACGCUCCGGCACCGCUCACAGACAGGGAAGAAGCAUUAAAAGAACUGCAACAAAAUGAACAUAGUCCCAACUAUGGUACUGAUUCAAGACAGUCUACAAUGGGUGGUGUUUCGUUUCCAAUAACUGAAGACGCAAAACAGGGCAUUAUUGAUCUCCAACAUGGUUCCUAUAAUUAUUUACAAUUUAAAAUAGAUAUAGAUGAAGAAAAGAUUCUUCUAGCGAAAGCUUCUAUGAUCGAGAAAUCGGAAUUACCUCGUCAAGUGCCGGCAGACCACGCCAGGUACCAUCUCUUCGUGUUCAAACACACGCACGAAGGCGAUUACUUGGAAAGUAUUGUGUUCAUCUACUCUAUGCCGGGAUACAGCUGCAGUAUAAAGGAAAGAAUGUUGUAUUCAAGUUGUAUAGGAACCUUUUUAGAUAUUAUUGAAAAAAUGGGCAUCGAGAUUGCCAAAAGGUUGGAAAUAGAUGAUGGUAAAGAAUUAACGGAAGAAUUUUUAUAUGAUGAAAUCCAUCCAAAGAGAAACCUUCACAGACCUGCCUUCGCUAAACCUAAAGGUCCUCCAAAUAGAGGUGCAAAACGCAUCACCAAGUCUCAGACAUCGCAGUAAAAAAUUCUAAACAAGUGGGCUUGUAAACAUAGGGAUGGUCAAACAUCGAUUAGAAUUUUUAUCGAUUACGAAUACAAUUAUCGAUAUUCCAAUGAACUGUUAAUCCAUCAAUGAAUUCAUGAUUAUAAAAAUGUGCAAUAUUUUUACAUUUUAAAACAACAAAAUAAAAGAUUACUUUUGUAUUAUUUCUGUAUUAUUUUUACUAAAUAUGUGCAUCAUUGGUGGAUGUUUCGAUAUUCGAUAUUUUAUACUUGGUCAUCCCUAGCCGUAUAGUAUUAUUCUUCCAAGUUGCAAUAUUGUUAUUAGUAUUGAAAUAUUUUUUACAAACGAUUUUAAAAUGAUUUAUUUCUAGCUUUUAGGCUUCGAGUGUUACAUUUUACGCAAUCAAUGAAUUAUAAAAUUUUACUUGUAAGUUUUAUAAAAUGAAUUUUGCUGAAAUAUG